UACUCGAUAAAACUCCAACUCACUAUCCAAGGGUACUCAGGGAGGCAAUUGAAAUUCAAAGACACGGGGCUCACAGCAAUGGGUCCGAUUCUCCCGCAAUUUCCAGUCUAUGGCAAAGAACUUGGAAUAUCAACAAUAGUCAUGGGUACAGUAACAGGAAUUCUACCCAUCGUCUUUCUGUUCGCAAAACCAGCAUUUGGACUUUUGGUUGAUGUUUACAGAGCAUACAGAAAAACAAUCUUCAUGGGCAUUAUAGUUGCUACGGUUUUUUGUUUCGCUCUCAUGAUUUUAGUGCCCCCAGAACCAAAAGUCGAAAUAAACAUUAGAAGAUCUGAUAACAUCACUUUGGACAGCUGUUAUGAAACGGAAGAAUUGAGAACACAAGACUGUAAUGGCAACAUAUCAAAAGUGAUAUGUACUUCGGAAUGCUUGCAAACACCAAAAACUUUCCUCCUAAAAUCCUUGAAGUCUCCAAAUUCUACUGAAAAGUUUUUACUCUGCUAUCUGCAGAAUGAAAGCGAACACAAACAAGAUAGAAUUUUUGCCUGCGACAUGAAAUGCACAGAAGACCUUGAGAAUAAUAAUGGAUGUCUAUACAAGUCACUGACGUUUUGGAGCUUUGUUAUUCUCAUGUCUUUGGGAUCGAUUGGUUUCAAUGUUGUCAACUCUAUUAGCGACGCCAUUUGUUUCGAUGUCAUUGGUGAACAAUAUGAUUACGGGCACCAGCGAGUUUGGGGUACGAUAGGCUUUGGAAUUUCCGCACUGAUAGCUGGUUACGCUGUUGAUGUUUUCUCUGGGACUUCAAUCACAUAUAAACCGGCAGUGGUUGUGAUGUUAUUCUGUUUCUUAUUAGACUUCCUUGCUUGUGUCAAGUUGCAGCUACCAAUUAUGGAAGCUCCUGAAAAUAUUUUCAAAGAUCUUCGACGGUUGAUGAACAACAGGAAUGUCCUUACUUUCAUGAUAUUUGCAGUAUGUGCUGGGAUUGUGGAUAGUUUCAUUAUAUAUUACUUAUUCUGGUAUUUAGAAGACUUAGCAGAAACCACCCACACAACAAAUAUAAAAUUACUGGAAGGUUUGAUAGUAGCUGCCGAAACUUUAGGAGGAGAAGUGAUAUUCUUCUCGAUAUCAGGUAAGAUCUUGGAGCGAUUCGGACACGUCCACUGCUUCAGCAUGUGUUUUAUCAACUACGCUCUCCGCCUUGGUCUCAUUUCCAUAGCGCCGUCACCAUGGUGGAUACUCCCCAUUGAGUUCGUGUUCCAGGGACCUACCUACGCAUUGACUUACACCACAAUCGUUGCUUAUGCCAACGAAUUGUCACCUCCUGGUGCUUCCGCCACGAUGCAAGGAAUUGCGGCAGGAAUGGAUGAUGGCUUUGGUUAUGCUGUGGGUAGUUUCAUCGGAGGAGUUCUAUAUAAGUACCAAGGAGGAAGAAAUGCUCUGCAAGUAUUCUGUGCCUUCGGGGUUCUGUGCAGCGUGAUACAUCUAAUACUACACAAAACUCUCUUGAAGAAAUCUGAAGAACCAACUUCCAAUGGCCAGAUACAAUAUAACACUCCGAAGGAAGCCAUCAAAAUGACACUCCAUAAUGUCACUUAAUUGUUGUUAUACUAAUCAUGGUUGUGACUAUGUGUAUGCUUAUGAAUAAACGUAUUUCUUAUUUUUUUCA
Messenger RNA from Leptinotarsa decemlineata (Colorado potato beetle), 1666 nucleotides. RefSeq names its product major facilitator superfamily domain-containing protein 6. NCBI's taxonomy places the organism in Eukaryota, Metazoa, Arthropoda, Insecta, Coleoptera, Chrysomelidae. Gene Ontology annotation, molecular function: transmembrane transporter activity. Gene Ontology annotation, cellular component: membrane. The record is from RefSeq and is a predicted model, not a curated record.